AUGAUAAAACUAAAACAGGGCUAUUUAGGUAAAAUGAAAGGAUCUCCCUUAUCUCACUUCUUUUUCUGAUCCUCGCCUUUGCACCCAUUCAUAAAAAAGAAGAAGAAGAAGAAGAAGAAGAAGAAGAGGAAGACGCAAUCUUUUUUGUUCUUUUAAAGGCUUUUAAUUCCUUCAAAAAUCGAUCUGUAAUCUCUCAUACUCUCUAUUACUGACUUUGAUCCAAUCUCUUCUUAUCAAACCCGACCCGGAAAAGCCAUGAGAGUCCAUCCAAUUCUCAACAACAACACAUUGAUCCACCACCACCACCGCAACCCGACCCGAGAACCCGGAAAGAAUCUCCGUCGUUUACCGCACAUCUUCAACCGCGUCCUCGAGCUUCCGCUGCGGUCCGAAGCAGACGUCUCCGUGGAAGAGAAACCCGACUGCUUCAGAUUCGUGGCGGAGACGGACGGCGGCGGAGGCGGAGGAGGGGAGAUGACGGCGUAUAUGGUGGAGAUCCAUCCGGGUAUCACAAAGAUCGUGGUGAGGACAAAUGGGUUGUCUUUGGGUUUGUCGUUGGAUGAGUUGGAGCUUGAUGUCUGGCGUUUUAGGCUUCCGGAGACGACGAGGCCUGAGCUUGUUACCGUGUCUUGUGUUGAUGGGGCUUUGGUUGUUACGGUUCCUAAGAUGGUUUCAGAGGGAGAUGAUGGUUUUGGACAAGGUGUGGGAAGUGGGAGGCUAGUUCUUGUUCUGUAAAAUCGAGUAAUGUCUGCUUUGGGUUAAGACAGCUUUUGUGUAACGAUGGAAUUCUAAAUAUGAACGGUUUUCAUUUGAAUCUUUGUAAGACGUGUGAGAGGAGAGGAAAUCUCAAAUCUUCCUAGUUUCGUUUCAUAUGUAACCUUUCAUACAGGUUCAGGGCAGUAGCUCAGAUCAACCUUGUCUUUCUUUCA
Raphanus sativus (radish) is the source of this 929-nucleotide messenger RNA. RefSeq lists its product as uncharacterized. Bases 256 to 735 code for a protein of 159 amino acids. The record is from RefSeq and is a predicted model, not a curated record. The transcript has a single exon. Lineage: Eukaryota; Viridiplantae; Streptophyta; Magnoliopsida; Brassicales; Brassicaceae.